Molecule: messenger RNA, 200 nt
Organism: Zychaea mexicana
Lineage: Eukaryota; Fungi; Mucoromycota; Mucoromycetes; Mucorales; Lichtheimiaceae
Exons: 3
Coding region: 1-195 (64 amino acids)
Source: RefSeq, a predicted model, not a curated record
AUGCUAUGUAUGUUCCACCAUGCCGAUGUACCCUCCGAUACUGUCGCCGCUUAUUUUGGAAAGAAGUGUCAGUGCACGCACCCGGCCUCCGCGUCAAAUACAGGACUCUUAUCAUUUGCCCUGGCGGACCAAAUAUCUACAAGUGAUAAUGUGGAUUUUGUUCGACCCAUGGAGUAUUCUGCUGAAAGUUGCUGACUUGU